Neogale vison (American mink) is the source of this 3802-nucleotide messenger RNA. It is a transcript of the gene ERG, whose product is annotated as ETS transcription factor ERG. Gene Ontology annotation, molecular function: DNA-binding transcription factor activity, RNA polymerase II-specific; sequence-specific DNA binding. Gene Ontology annotation, biological process: cell differentiation; regulation of transcription by RNA polymerase II. The record is from RefSeq and is a predicted model, not a curated record. The coding region runs from base 110 to 1540 and encodes 476 amino acids. Gene Ontology annotation, cellular component: nucleus. The transcript is spliced from 11 exons. NCBI's taxonomy places the organism in Eukaryota, Metazoa, Chordata, Mammalia, Carnivora, Mustelidae.
UAGCACAAUCUCAUCCGCUCUAAACAACCUCAUCAAAACUACUUUCUGGUCAGAGAGAAGCAAUAAUUAUUAUUAACAUUUAUUAACGAUCAAUAAACGUGAUUGCAUUAUGGCCAGCACUAUUAAGGAAGCAUUAUCGGUUGUGAGCGAGGACCAGUCUUUGUUUGAGUGUGCCUACGGGACGCCACACCUGGCUAAGACGGACAUGACCGCAUCCUCCUCCGGCGACUAUGGACAGACAUCCAAGAUGAGCCCACGUGUCCCUCAGCAGGACUGGCUGUCUCAACCCCCAGCCAGGGUCACCAUCAAGAUGGAAUGUAACCCUAACCAGGUGAACGGCUCAAGGAACUCCCCGGAUGAAUGCAGCAUGGCAAAAGGCGGGAAAUGCCCUUUCUCUGAGAUUAUUUGGUGCCAGGUAGGUGCAAAACCAAAUUCUCUGAGAGAAAAGCAAGGAACUGACAGCUCUCAGAAAUACGAGCUCAUCGGAGACCCUACGCUGUGGAGUACAGACCAUGUCCGGCAGUGGCUGGAGUGGGCAGUGAAAGAAUACAGCCUCCCAGACGUCGACAUCUUGCUGUUCCAGAACAUUGAUGGGAAGGAACUGUGCAAGAUGACCAAGGACGACUUCCAGAGGCUCACCCCGAGCUACAAUGCUGACAUCCUUCUCUCGCACCUGCACUACCUCAGAGAGACUCCUCUUCCACAUUUGACUUCAGAUGAUGUUGAUAAAGCCUUACAAAACUCUCCACGGUUAAUGCAUGCUAGAAACACAGGGGGUGCAGCUUUUAUAUUCCCAAAUACUUCAGUAUAUCCUGAAGCCACGCAAAGAAUUACAACUAGGCCAGAUUUACCUUAUGACCCACCCAGGAGAUCAGCCUGGACUAGUCACGGCCACCCCACCCCCCAGUCAAAAGCUGCUCAGCCGUCUCCUUCCGCAGUGCCCAAAACUGAAGACCAGCGUCCUCAGCUAGAUCCUUAUCAGAUUCUUGGACCAACAAGUAGCCGCCUUGCAAACCCAGGGAGUGGACAGAUCCAGCUCUGGCAGUUUCUCCUGGAGCUCCUGUCAGACAGCUCAAACUCCAACUGCAUCACCUGGGAAGGCACCAAUGGGGAGUUCAAGAUGACCGAUCCUGAUGAGGUUGCCCGGCGCUGGGGAGAACGGAAAAGCAAACCCAAUAUGAACUACGAUAAACUCAGCCGUGCCCUCCGCUACUACUAUGACAAAAAUAUCAUGACCAAAGUCCACGGGAAGCGCUACGCCUACAAGUUUGACUUCCAUGGGAUCGCCCAGGCCCUACAGCCCCACCCUCCAGAAUCAUCUCUGUACAAGUACCCCUCGGACCUCCCUUACAUGGGCUCCUAUCACGCCCACCCUCAGAAGAUGAACUUUGUGGCCCCCCACCCUCCGGCCCUCCCUGUGACAUCGUCCAGUUUCUUCGCCACCCCAAACCCUUACUGGAAUUCGCCAACUGGAGGUAUAUACCCCAACACGAGGCUUCCGGCCGGCCACAUGCCCUCACAUCUGGGCACUUACUACUAGAGCCGGGAGGGAGGCCUUUCCCAACAGCAUACGAUCACCAAGAAAUUGCCACAAACUCUAUUGGAGAACGUGAAUCAAAAGUGCCUCAAGAGGAGUGAAGCAGCUUGGGUGGCGCUGGGGAAGGAAGCCAGGGAAGAGAUCCAAAGACUCUUGGGAGGAGGGAAUUACUAGAAUAUUUCUACAGGAAGAAAGAAGAUGCUACAAAUGUAAUGUAUACAGACAUACCAUGUGUGGACCAAACCUGUAAAAGACAUUGUAAGUAGAAGUAUGAUGUCACAAGGACAAAGUGCCAAAGAAAGUGUUCUUGAGAAGUGUACAAACUUCCCAGGAGAGUUGGGGUUCUGCUGGUGCCAAGGGGGGAUGAGAGUAAAGGGACAGGGGUAACGCAGUCUUGACCUAACACACCAAUGGAAUGUCAUUGUAAGGAAAACUACCUGUAUUUAAAAAUAGAAACAUACCAAAAAUAAAAAAGAGAAAGAAAAGAGACUGCGGCCCAUGAACCAACGACCACAUGGAAUCAGCGACACGGGCUGUUUUGGUGGGAAAUCAGAUUCUUGCCAUUGGGUGGAGAGCCACCAGCUCUUGCCAACCCCUGAAGACGACCCAAGGCUGCCAGCUUUAUCCUGGACAGUGUUGUGGGGACUGUGAGCCCGGCGGGGCAGCGGGGCUGAGAACGUGUGUGCGGACAGUGAGCGUGCGGGUGUAGACGGAGGGCUGGAGGAGGUGGAAGAGGAGGUAGCGGAGGAGGAGGAGGAGGCCAUGGGGCUGGGAGAGACACGAGUUGAGCAGAGAGACUGGACUUAGGACAGUACAGACACUUGGAGAAGCAAAUGGAGGAGACUUGUGGGUUAAUCGGUCAGUGUUCUACCAAACGCAGUAUUAAGAGCCCCGCACAGCGGAGGAAGGGGGAAGACGUAGGAUUCCCGAAACAAAAAUAUGCAUCUCUCUUUUUUGUUUGUUUGUUUGUUUGUCAAAAGAAAAUUUUAACUGGAAUUGUCUGAUAUUUAAAAGAAACAUUCGGGACCUCAUCGCAAUGUGGGGGUUCCGGUCCCCACAGGGUCAGGUAAGAGCUGGCCUCCUUGGAUGUUGCCAUCUGAAACCACCGAGGCAUUUGGGUUAGGCAGAGGCUCCGGUUUCCCUGUCGAGUCGCGAACGCUGUGCGUUUGUCAGAAUGAAGUAUACAAGUCAAUGUUUUGUUUUGUUUUUUUCCUUUUUAUAUAAUAAUUAUAUAACUUAUGCAUUUAUACACUACGAGUUGAUCUCGGCCAGCCAAAGAUACACGACAAAAGAGACAAUCAACGAUAGAAUGUGGCCUUGACUUUUAACUCUGUAUGCUUAAUGUUUACAAUAUGAAGUUAUUAGUUCUUAGGAUGCAGAAUGUAUGUAAUAAAACAAGCUUGGCCUAGCACGGCAAAUCAGAUUUACGCAGGAGCCUGCAUUUGCACUUUUUUUUUUUUUUUUUUUUUUUUUAGCGACUAAAGUUGCCUAGUAGAGACGUGUGCUGAACUUCUGGGUUUUGCGUUAGAAUUUUGUUUUGUCCAGGAACUCAUGCAAGUGAGAGCCAAGAAAAUAGGGUGUUAGGUGCCCAGACGGAGCUGGCCUCUCCAGGCCCUUCUUGCUGACAUUCUCUUAUCCCUAGCCUCUCCUGGAGCAGAGGACCGAAGGUUUCACACUGGAACCUCCGUAUUUGUGCCCAGAACGGAAAAAGGCCUCUGAAGCCGGGGCUCGGACAAAGUCCACGUAAAUGUCUGGUCAGAAACUCUCUCUUAAUUUCUCCUGUGAUCCUAAUACGUUUGCUGAAGGGCAAACAAGUCACGGCUCUCAGAGCAAACUGUAUUCUUGUUGGUAAAUCCAGCAUCACAGAGAGCCACAAUUUCUCGCUCUAAAGAAACGAGGGAUAGCGUCUAAAUUUGCCAUGUGGUCUCCCUUUCAGAGGACCUCGCCAGGUCUUUCUGCACCAGGAGGACCUAGGAGUUGCUGUUGGGAAUUCACGGGCCCUGAGCCUGACAUGUCACCAGACACGGUGUCUAUGAUCUCGUGUCGAUUUCCCUUGACAUCUUUUCUCUUCUGUGUGUCACAGGUGCCUCCAACCUUGGCCAAAGUGAAGGCAGUUUGAGCAGGGGAUACAAAGCAAGUGAGAGACAGCAACACUGAACAACUUCUUAGCCUGAGUCAGUUUCUGAAUUGGCCCAUUUCAUAGCUGUUGUGGGGCUUGUUUUGCACUUUGUAAUCCUUUUGCUAUGAUUAAAUCGAGUUGCCAAA